AUGCCCGGGAUGCCAUCUAUGUACGAUCGGAUCCGUGAGGAUCUUGCCCAAAAAGAGCGUUCUUUAUGGACUGCCUUGACUUCUGCCGAACCUGUAGCUGCUCUUCAAAAGCUAUCGAAUCCCGAGGCCUGUUUCAUGUUUCCAAAGAAGGAUAUAUUGACUCUGGAGGACGAGGAGGAGUUCAGGAAUGCUCUGAAGCCUCCAUUCCAUCGAUUUGACGGUUAUCAGUUUGAUGAUGUUCGGAUAAUCAUCCUUGAUCUCAUGGCUGGUAUUAUUACAUAUAGAAUCCAUGCUGUUCGUGGAAAGAAAGAAUACCGUGCGACAUGCUCCACUACCUGGAGCCAAGGAUCUGAUGGAGAGUGGACGCUCGGAGCGCACCAAGAGACUCUGAUGUAG
Molecule: messenger RNA, 396 nt
Organism: Penicillium taxi
Lineage: Eukaryota; Fungi; Ascomycota; Eurotiomycetes; Eurotiales; Aspergillaceae
Exons: 1
Coding region: 1-396 (131 amino acids)
Source: RefSeq, a predicted model, not a curated record